GGGCUGGCACAGUUCUUAAGAAUACAGUUUUAAAAAAGCUAAUACAUCGAAAAAAGUCUUCCAGUCCAUCUUAAGGCGAUCCCAAUUCCUUUACAAGAAAGCAUGCAUUUUUUUCAGACGGACGCUUUCUGACCAUUUGAAAGUAUACCGCUCUCUCAGAAUUUAACUUAUUUUUAGGACCGUUAAGACGAGCGACACAGAUAGGCUCAGCUAACUAUUUUAAGGAAAUUCUGAAUCAUAAAUAAAAUCAUUUCAUUCUAAAAUCUGUUCGUGUUCUGGAGAUCUCCGGAGAACGGGAUUGUGGUGUACCGGUUAUUGCCGGAGGGGGGCGCUGUGGGAAAUGACCGCCAGGCAGUAAGGAGCGGAAGUAAAGAGCGACGCUCUAGGAAACGGGAAGCAGCAGUGAAAUGCAGUGAGCUGGAAUGGUUUGUUUCUUCGCUGGGAGCGGAGAGGUUUGAUUUUAAAAACGGAUGGAAAUACGAUUCGCAUCACUUCAGCGAGACCACUCGGCUGUGCAUGCAAAUUAAAGGAGGAUUGGGUUCCUUUGGCUAGAGUCUCCGGGUCUGUCUCUCACCCCUGUCCCGGAGAUAGCUGCUUCUUUGGGGGGUAAGACAGAAGAAGUAUCCAGUUUGGGCCCCAGCUGCGGAGAACUAAGACAACGACACAACUGGUGGCAAAGCAAACACCUGCAGGAUGUCGGAGUCAGACAGCGAGGAGGAUCAGGACCAGCCCUUCUCCCUCACCGGCUUCCUGUUCGGAAACAUCAACGAGGACGGCCAGCUGGAAGAUGACAGCGUGCUGGACACUGAGUCAAAGAAGCACCUGGCUGGGCUGGGCUCACUGGGCCUGGGCAACCUGCUCACGGAGAUCACGGCCAGCGAGGACGAUCCGCCCCAGGAUGAGAGGGACUCAUCGGGGACAGACGCGGAGGGCUGGGUGAAGAGCACAGAGGACGCCGUGGACUACUCGGACAUCAGUGAGGUCGCCGAGGACGAGACGCGGAAAUACCGCCAGGCCAUGGGCAGCCUUCCGGCCCUCCACCGGACAGACGACGACGACGACGACUACGAUGCCGACUGCGAGGACAUCGAUGCCAAGCUGAUGCCCCCGCCUCCGCCGCCCGUGCUGCCCACCAUGCCCAAGAGAGACGAGCCCGCGGCUCCUGGUCCCAGCGUCGGAGACGAGGGCGACGGGAUCAUCCUGCCGUCCAUCAUCGCGCCGUCCGCGGCGGGGGAGAAGGUGGACUUCAGCAGCUCCUCGGACUCGGAGUCGGAGACGGAUCGCCCCAGCAAGGGUGCCGGGGGAGGGUCCGAGGGCAGCCUGACCCUGCCGCUGGCCGGCAUCAUGCAGCGGGACGCCACCAAGCUCCUGCCCAGCGUCACGGACCUCUUCCCCGAAUUCCGUCCGGGAAAGGUCCUGCGUUUCCUGCGGCUGUUCGGCCCCGGCAAGAACAUGCCGUCGGUGUGGCGCAGCGCGCGGCGGAAGCGCAAGAAGAAGCACCGGGAGCCGCACCCCGGGACGCCGCCGCCCGGCGACCCCGAGCACGGGGAGGCGGGGCCGGAGAAGAAAUCGGGGUGGGACUACGAGUACGCCCCGGCCCUGCCGCCAGAGCAGUGCCUCUCUGACGAUGAGAUUACCAUGAUGGCUCCCGUGGAGUCGAAGUUCUCUCAGUCCGCCGGGGACGGGGACAAGGUGGCGGAGACGCGGCCCCGGGUGGCCGAGUGGCGGUACGGCCCCGCGCAGCUGUGGUACGACAUGCUGGGCGUGCCGGAGGACGGCGCGGGCUUCGACUACGGUUUCCGGUUGAAGGGCUCCCAGCCGGAAGAGCCGGAGCAGGCCGAGCCGGAGGAGGGGGGAGGGGAGCCGGAGGCGGAGCUGCUGGAGAACGAGCACUUCCUCAUGGUGACGCAGCUGCGCUGGGAGGAGGACAUCAUCUGGAACGGCGAGGACGUCAAGCACAAGGGCACCAAGACGCAGCGUGCCAGCCUGGCCGGCUGGCUGCCCUCCAGCAUGACCCGCAACGCCAACGCCUACAAUGCCCAGCAGGGUCUUAGCCGCAGUAACUCACAGCUGGUGCCCCCUACCCCUCCUCCGCUGCCCAAAGCUACCCCCCCCGGUACCCAGGGCUCCGGCAAGAUUCGGGACAAACACUCCCAGGAACAGCAGGUCUCCAUGGAGGAGGAUUCCCCUUGGUUCUCCAUCUUCCCCAUCGAUAACGAGGAGCUGGUGUACGGCCGUUGGGAGGACAACAUCAUCUGGGAUGACCAGGCCAUGGACGACAUGCCCACCCCACCAGUGCUCACCCUGGACCCCAAUGACGAGAACAUCAUCCUAGAGAUCCCAGACGAGAAAGAGGAGAUGACCUCCAACUCCCCCUCCAAGGAGAACAAGAAAGAAUCGGCCUUGAAGAAGAGCCGCAUCCUUCUGGGCAAGACUGGCGUCAUCAAGGAUGAGCCCCAGCAGAACAUGUCCCAGCCAGAGGUGAAGGACCCCUGGAACUUGUCAAAUGAUGAGUUCUACUACCCCAAGCAGCAGGGUCUGCGGGGCACCUUCGGAGGCAACAUCAUCCAGCACUCCAUCCCUUCAGUGGAGCUGAGGCAACCGUUCUUCCCCACCCACAUGGGUCCCAUGAAGCUGCGGCAGUUCCACCGGCCCACCCUGAAGAAGUACUCCUUCGGGGUGCUGUCCCAGCCCGGCCCCCACCCUGUCCAGCCGCUGCUCAAACACAUCAAGAAGAAGGCCAAGAUGCGGGAGCAGGAGCGCCAGGCCUCCGGCGGCGGCGACAUGUUCUUCAUGCGGACGGCGCAGGACCUGACGGGCAAGGACGGCGACCUCAUCCUGGCCGAGUACAGCGAGGAGUACCCCCCGCUCAUGAUGCAAGUGGGCAUGGCCACCAAGAUCAAGAACUACUACAAGAGGAAACCAGGCAAGGAUCCCGGGGCGCCUGACUGCAAGUACGGAGAGACGGUGUACUGCCACACCUCCCCCUUCCUGGGGUCCCUGCACCCGGGACAGCUGCUGCAGGCCUUUGAGAAUAACCUCUUCCGCGCCCCCAUCUACCUGCACAAGAUGCCGGAGACGGACUUCCUGAUCCUGCGCACGCGACAGGGCUACUAUGUCCGCGAGCUGGUGGACAUCAUUGUGGUGGGCCAGGAGUGCCCGCUGUUUGAGGUGCCCGGGCCCAACUCCAAACGUGCCAACACGCAUAUCCGCGACUUCCUCCAGGUCUUCAUUUACCGGCUCUUCUGGAAGAGCAAGGACAGGCCUCGGCGGAUUCGGAUGGAGGACAUCAAGAAAGCCUUCCCCUCGCACUCGGAGAGCAGCAUCCGCAAGCGGCUGAAGCUGUGCGCCGACUUCAAGCGCACAGGGAUGGACUCCAAUUGGUGGGUGCUGAAGCCAGAUUUCCGGCUGCCCACCGAGGAGGAGAUCCGGGCCAUGGUGUCUCCAGAGCAGUGCUGUGCCUAUUACAGCAUGCUGGUAGCCGAGCAGAGACUCAAGGAUGCCGGCUAUGGAGAAAAGUCCUUCUUCGCCCCCGAGGAGGAGAAUGAGGAGGACUUCCAGAUGAAGAUUGAUGAUGAGGUGCGCACGGCCCCCUGGAACACCACGCGGGCGUUCAUCGCGGCCAUGAAGGGCAAGUGUCUGCUGGAGGUGACGGGAGUGGCCGACCCCACAGGCUGUGGGGAGGGCUUCUCCUACGUCAAGGUUCCCAACAAGCCAACGCAGCAGAAGGACGAUAAGGAGCCCCAGCCUGCCAAGAAGACCGUGACGGGGACAGACGCUGACUUGAGGCGGCUUUCUCUUAAAAAUGCCAAACAGCUUCUACGAAAAUUCGGGGUUCCAGAAGAAGAGAUUAAGAAGCUGUCUCGCUGGGAGGUGAUCGAUGUGGUGCGCACCAUGUCGACGGAGCAGGCGCGCUCUGGAGAGGGCCCGAUGAGCAAGUUUGCCCGGGGCUCUCGCUUCUCCGUGGCAGAGCACCAGGAGAGGUACAAGGAGGAGUGCCAGCGCAUCUUCGACCUGCAGAACAAGGUGCUGGAGUCGACGGAGGUCCUGUCCACCGACACGGACAGCAGCUCUGCGGAGGACAGUGACUUCGAGGAGAUGGGCAAGAACAUCGAGAACAUGCUGCAGAACAAGAAGACGAGCUCGCAGCUGUCCCGCGAGAGGGAGGAGCAGGAGAGGAAGGAGCUUCAGAGGAUGCUGCUGGGCGAGGACAGUGGCCCCGACCGGGACAAGAACCGCAAGGACCGGCGAGACCGCAAGGGCUGCUCCAGUGCCCUGUCCACCAGCUCCCACAAGGAUGACGACGCCUCCUCGGUCACCAGCCUUAACUCCUCGGCCACCGGGCGGCGCCUUAAGAUCUACCGCACUUUCCGCGAUGAGGACGGCAAGGAGUACGUGCGCUGCGAGACCGUCAGGAAGCCGUCCGUCAUCGACGCCUACACGCGCAUCCGCACCACCAAGGACGACGACUUCAUCCGGAAGUUCGCCCUGUUCGACGAGCAGCACCGCGAGGAGAUGCGGAAGGAGCGGAGGCGCAUCCAGGAGCAGCUGCGGCGCCUCAAGCGCAACCAGGAGAAGGAGAAGAUCAAGGGCCCGCCCGAGAAGAAGCCCAAGAAGAUAAAGGAGCGCCCGGAUCUCAAGCUGAAGUGUGGCGCCUGCGGUGCGAUUGGUCACAUGAGGACCAACAAGUUCUGCCCGCUGUACUACCAGACCAAUGCCCCGCCCUCCAACCCGGUCGCCAUGACGGAGGAGCAGGAGGAGGAGCUGGAGAAGACGGUCAUCCACAAUGACAACGAGGAGCUCAUCAAGGUGGAGGGCACUAAGAUUGUGCUGGGCAAGCAGCUCAUUGAGAGCGCGGACGAGGUGCGGAGGAAGUCCCUGGUCCUGAAGUUCCCGAAGCAGCAGCUGCCUCCGAAGAAGAAGCGGCGCGUGGGCACGACCGUGCACUGCGACUACCUCAACCGCCCACACAAGUCGAUCCACCGCCGGCGCACGGACCCCAUGGUCACCCUGUCCUCGGUCCUCGAGGGCAUCAUCAACGACAUGCGGGACCACCCCAACACCUACCCCUUCCACACUCCCGUCAACGCCAAGGUGGUGAAGGAUUACUACAAGAUCAUCACCCGGCCGAUGGACCUGCAGACUCUGCGGGAGAACGUCCGCAAGCGCAUGUACCCGUCGCGGGAGGAGUUCCGCGAGAGCGUGGAGCUCAUCGUCAAGAACAGCAUCACCUACAACGGUGCAAAGCAUCCUCUGACCCAGGUUGCGCAGUCCAUGCUGGAUCUGUGUGACGAGAAGCUGAAGGAGAAAGAGGACAGGCUGGUGAGGCUAGAGAAGGCCAUAAACCCCCUGCUGGAUGACGACGACCAGGUGGCCUUCUCCUUCAUCCUUGACAACAUCGUCACGCAGAAGAUGAUGGCUGUGCCAGACUCCUGGCCAUUCCAUCACCCGGUCAAUAAGAAGUUUGUUCCAGACUAUUACAAAGUGAUCAUCAACCCCAUGGACCUGGAAAACAUCCGCAAGAACAUCUCAAAGCACAAGUACCAGAACAGAGAGGCUUUUCUCGAUGAUGUCAAUCUUAUCUAUACCAACAGUGUGAAGUAUAAUGGUGAGCUGGACUGCCCCGACAGCCCCUACACCAAGACCGCUCAGGAGAUUGUCAAUGUCUGCAAGCAGACGCUAGCUGAGUAUGAUGAACACCUGACUCAGCUGGAGAAGGACAUCUCUACAGCCAAGGAGGCAGCUCUGGAUGCGGCUGACCUGGAGAGCCUUGACCCCAUGACACCUGGGCCCUACACCCCGCAGCCUCCUGACCUGUACGACUCCAGCACAUCCAUGAGCCUCCCGAGGGAUCCCAGUCUGUACGCCGAUGCCACGCCCACCACCACGCCCGAGAAGAGGGGCGGGCAGGCGCGUCAUGGGCGAGGCCGACUCGGUGAGGAAGAGUCGGAUGUGGACAUAGAAGGAUUUGAGGAAGAGGAUGAUGGCAAGCCCAAGACCCCAACUCCUGCGGACGAUGGAGAUGGGGACCUGGAAGAGGAGGACGAGGAUCUGUCCCAGCGGCGGUGCGAGGAUGAGGACGACGACGAAGGCUCAUCGCGGCCUGCGCAGGCCAGCGUGCUGUACCAGGACCUGCUGAUGUCGGACGGCGAGGAUGAUGAGGCCAGCGAGGAAGAGGGAGACAACCCGUUCUCCUCAUUCCACCUGAGCGAGAGCGGCAGCGACUCGGAACCGGAGGGGGGGAUGCGUCCCCAGCAGCCGCGGGUCCACCAGGAGACGGCGCGGCUGGGGCUGGACCAGGACGAGAGCAUGAUGUCUUUCGAGGGGGACGGCGCCGAGCACUCGCAGCUGGAGGACAGCAACAUCAGCUAUGGCAGCUACGAGGAGGGGGAGGGGCGCACCCGCCGGCACCCUGCCAGCCUGGGCAGCAGCGCGGGCUACGGGCUGAGUGAAGAGGAGGAGGAGGACGAGGAAGAGGAGGAAGAAGAUGCGGGGCGGCGGCACGGACCCUGCGUGCUCUCGCAGGUCCACCUGAGCGAAGACGAGGACGACAGCGAGGACUUCCGUUCCAUUGGGGGGGACAGCGACAUGGACUCCGAUACCUAGGGAGAGCCCCCAAACAUCUGGACAACUGGGGCUGCAUUUGCAUCUGCCUUUCGCCCAGCCCCUUCGGUGGUGGUCUGGGCUGUGCCGAGCAGCACUCACAACGUAGCCUCCCGUACCGCCAGGUGCUGGACAGAGACAUUUCCAUCUAGCCAGAGGAAGCCAUUGGAAUACUUGCAGUCUGGAUUUGUCGUGGCCUUGUGCCUUAGUGACCACACGAUCAUGCAGUGGCUUAGCUUUCCCAAUCCCUUUCAGGGUCUGGAAUUUCUCUGUGUAAAACCUUCCUUUCUGCACCCAUCUGGUCAGUCUUCUCUGUGCUGUUCUCCAUUGUGAGCAUUUUUUCCAUCCUCCAUUGUGAGCGUUCACCUUUCCCAGCCAGUCCUCCUGGAACAGUCUGUGGGAUUCUGAUUGGGGUCCACCGGAGACCCCAAGACUUCACCGCAAUGCCAUCCUGCUAUUGUAAAGCACCUUCGUCUGUGGGGUUUGAGUUACACAGCCUCACGGAGUAGGGUAAAGACUGAUUUUGGAGGCCGUGGACAAGUGGGGCCGAGACUCUGUUGAGCCGCCCCCGGUGAAGCUGGUCGGAGCUUAUGGACCAGGUCACCUUUCCCGUGUGCGCAGUCGAGCGUUGCUCCGCUCAAUCACGUGAUGUGUGUCACCACCGCACCCGUUUGGCAGACUUUUUUGUGUAAAGUCCGCGCUUACAAAUGAUAAUAAAGAUUUUUUUCCACAUGA
Messenger RNA from Lepisosteus oculatus (spotted gar), 7338 nucleotides. It is a transcript of the gene taf1, whose product is annotated as TAF1 RNA polymerase II, TATA box binding protein (TBP)-associated factor. Lineage: Eukaryota; Metazoa; Chordata; Actinopteri; Semionotiformes; Lepisosteidae. The record is from RefSeq and is a predicted model, not a curated record. Gene Ontology annotation, cellular component: transcription factor TFIID complex. Gene Ontology annotation, biological process: DNA-templated transcription initiation; transcription by RNA polymerase II; RNA polymerase II preinitiation complex assembly. Gene Ontology annotation, molecular function: histone acetyltransferase activity; RNA polymerase II general transcription initiation factor activity; TBP-class protein binding.